Triticum turgidum subsp. durum (durum wheat) is the source of this 2127-nucleotide messenger RNA. The record is from the annotation of a GenBank genome assembly. NCBI's taxonomy places the organism in Eukaryota, Viridiplantae, Streptophyta, Magnoliopsida, Poales, Poaceae.
AUGGUGCCUCCAUCCAUGGGGCCUUCCUGCCACCUUCCUUGCUCCACCGCCGCCGGCGUCCUGCUGUGGUGCAUCUCCGUCUGCUUGACCCUCCACGCCGUCCGCGCCCAGUCCGCCACCUUCACCAGCACCGUCGGCGGCAAGGAGUUCACCACCUUCUCCUUCCCCACGUUCGACCGGUCCCUCAUGCAGCUCCCCACCAACCUGACCUUUGCCGGCAACUCCAGCGUCACCCAGAACACGCUCCAGAUCACCCCGGACAGCAAUAGCGCCAGCGGGCCCGACAACUUCCUCGUCAACCAGACUGGUAGCGUCUUCCUCUCCUCGCCGUUCGUCCUCUGGGCCUCUGAACCCGCCGGCGGCAGGUACGUCGCCUCCUUCUCCACCGUGUUCCGGAUCAACCUCUACCGCGCCAACGCGACCAACAAGGGCGAAGGCCUCGCGUUCGUCGUCGCGUCCAGCAACGGCGGCGGGAGUCCGCCCCCUGGCAGCCACGGCGGGUACCUGGGCCUCACCAACGCGUCCACCGACGGCAACGCCGCCAACGGGUUCGCGGCCGUGGAGCUGGACACGGUGAAGCAGCCCUACGACCUCGACGACAACCACGUCGGCCUCGACGUGAACGGCGUCCGCUCAACCCACGCCGCCGCGCUCACGCCCUUCGGCAUCCAGCUCGCCCCCAUCGACACCACGGUCAACGACGGCUUCUACAUGGUCUGGGUCGACUACAACGGCGCGACGCGGCGCGUGCGGGCAUACAUGGCCAAGAACGGGAGCAGGCCCGGCGUCGCUGUACUCGAUGCGCCGCUGGACCUCUCGACGGUGCUCCUUGGCAAGCGAGCCUACUUCGGCUUCUCGGCGUCCACGGGCGUCAAGUACCAGUUCAACUGCGUGCGCAUGUGGAACAUGACGGUGGAGAGGCUCCCCGACUCAAGCACGGCCAGCAGGUCCAUGUCGGGGUGGAAGCUCGGGGCGGCCGUGGGCGUGCCGUGCGCCGUCGCGCUCGCCAUCGGGCUGCUCGCCGGCCUGUACAUCAGGAGGAAGGGCAAGAUGGUUGCCGGCGUCACCGCCGUUGACCUGAGCGCCAUCCCGGGGAUGCCGAGGGAGUUCGACUUCAGGGAGCUCAAGAGAGGGACCAACAACUUCGACAAGAAGAUGAAGCUGGGGCAGGGAGGGUACGGCGUGGUGUACCGCGCCACCGUGGCCGGGGAAGGCGGGCGGAGCAUGGAGGUGGCCGUGAAGCAGUUCUCCGGGGCCAACACCAAGGGGCAGGAGGACUUCCUCGCCGAACUGAGCAUCAUCAACCGUCUCCGCCACCGUAAUCUUGUCAAGCUCAUCGGUUGGUGCCACCAGAACGGCGUGUUGCUACUGGUGUACGACCUAAUGCCCAACGGCAGCCUGGACCGGCACCUCUUCGGCCGCGCCGGCGACGCUCCGUCUCCGACUCUCAGCUGGGAGCAGCGGUACAAGGUGGCCGCUGGCGUCGCGUCGGCGCUCAACUACCUCCACCACGACUACGACCACGUGGUGAUCCACCGGGACAUGAAGCCGUCCAACAUCAUGCUGGACGCCGCCUUCAACGCCCGCCUCGGCGACUUCGGCCUCGCCCGCGCGCUCGACGCCGACAAGACCUCCUACACCGACCGGGCCGGCCUGCCGGGCACGCUGGGCUACAUCGCGCCCGAGUGCUUCCACACCGGCCGGGCCACCAGGGAGUCGGACGUCUUCGGCUUCGGCGCCGUCGUGCUGGAGAUCGUCUGCGGCCGCCGGAACUCCUGCUGCCACCCUGCCGGGUGCAGCCAGCUGCUGGAGGAGGCGUGGGAGCUCCAUGGCGCGGGGAGCGUCCUCGAGGCCGUCGACCCGAGGCUCGCCGGCGCGUUCGACGAGGCCGAGGCGGAGCGGCUCCUGCUGCUGGGCCUCGCGUGCAGCCACCCGAACCCUGGCGAGCGGCCCAAGGCGCAGGCCAUCCUGCAGAUCCUGACGCACUCCGCUCCGCCGCCGGACGUGCCGCCGUCGAGGCCCGCGUUCAUGUGGCCGGUCGUGCUCGUGAAGGGCGACGAGGAGAUGUAUACUUCUGGCAGCUCGGCCACCUGCAGCACGGUGAUGACGUCGUCGCUGUUGAGAUAG